This is a messenger RNA of Paramecium octaurelia, 316 nucleotides long. Lineage: Eukaryota; Ciliophora; Oligohymenophorea; Peniculida; Parameciidae. The record is from the annotation of a GenBank genome assembly.
GAUGUUGAAUGAUCCUAAAUACAUUUAGACAGACUCAUAAAUAUACUGGGGAUCACAGAAUCAGAAAUUUAUUAAAUAACGAAAUGCUAAACAGUGUAUAUUAAUUCUUUCACAAUUCUGUUUUCUAGAUGUUAAUUAAAUUUAGAGAUAUGACAAUAAUUUCUAAAGAAGUGCUAGAAAUAGGGGAACUCAUUUAAAGAUCAAUGUGUUGAUGUUUGUUUAAAUUUAGGGCAUCCUUAGUACCUAUUAAGAUUUCGAUCAAUCCGAAAUCAAAUCUUGGUCUUUAGAUGAUGUAACAUGAUUAACAAUACUUCUC